Molecule: messenger RNA, 3993 nt
Organism: Odontomachus brunneus
Lineage: Eukaryota; Metazoa; Arthropoda; Insecta; Hymenoptera; Formicidae
Exons: 8
Coding region: 435-2669 (744 amino acids)
Source: RefSeq, a predicted model, not a curated record
CCGCGAUACUUUCCCCGUAAACGGAGAUCUCGUCUUGGUCGGGACGUGGUGCGAACGUGUUCGUUUACGCGACGUUUCCUUCGAGUUCCGUUGCAUUCGCACGACGCCUCUGUACAUUCUCGGCGAAUUUGCGCACCGUCGAUUUAUGCGCCACAGCAAAAGUAAUGUCCUACUUGGGUUUUUACGUCGCGGGGUCUCUCGGUCGUGUCGGAUCGUUCAGCAAGGAGAGAUCGGCUUGAUUUACGCGUUUUCUUUCGUUUCACUGCUUUUUCUCAUAACAUUCGGGAUGCAAACGGCAACGGAAUAAUAAAUCGAGCGAAUCUCCGCGGAGAGCUCAGGAUCGACCAUUCGCCACCGACUGCUAUUUACAGGCUAGAGAAUUCGGAAGUGACAUUCCUUUCGCGAUUCCUGUGACGCACCGGGACGUGACACGAAUGCCUACCGUGGAGAUUAUGGCAGCUAGUGCACUUGAAGAAAAAAUUAACAAGAUAAAGCAACAAAAUGAAGAGAUUAGAAGAAGAUAUGAGGAAGUAGAGGAAGAUAAGAAAAAUGCAGCUAAAUUGAAUGCGUUGGUACAAAUGGUACCAUCUACAGAUUGGCCAGAAAGGAAGGAACCACCAGAAUUUUCUAAUCCACCUCGAGCAAAUAAUAAACCAAAACCUGCCAAGGAACACCAUGAACAUCCUCAGCAAUAUCACGCAGCGAGUGGAGAAGGAAGAAAAGUUCAUACUUUUGCUCAGGGGCAAGGACCUCCACCUGAUCCUAAAUAUAAUUUCCUCGCUGAUUCUGAGAGAGAGGAAGGCAAUAUAGAGAAUAUAAAGGAUAAUCCCACGAAUAGAGGGCAGAAACAUUCAAGAGGCAUGUUCAAGAGGAAACUUGGAGGAAAGGAUGGUAUGCAAAGAGACUAUAGAAUGAACAGAGGGUCGCACAGAGAUGAGUAUCAGCCGGAGUAUGAGGCCUGGAGAGCAGAAAGAAAUCGUAUCGACGAGGAUCGUAUCAGUAGGCAGAGAACAGCAGAAGGCAAUUGGCGUAGAGAAUGGGAUAACGAUAAAGCGCACAUCGUGAACGAGGCGACUAGAUCUGAGGCAAAAUUAGGAGAUUACGUGAAAAAGGAUCAUAAAGAUUAUGAUAGAAGAUAUCACGUUAAUGGAAAUGAUUAUGUGCACCAUAAUCGAAGUGGUAAUCAUCGUUCUUAUCGCGGGAAUUCGAAGUAUUUUCAUAGCAAUUAUGAAAAUCGCUCCAAUAACGCGUAUCAUCAGGAUGGACACGCAAAACAUCCUUUGUCACCCGGUUCCGAAGGUAGAACCGUUGUCGCUACCGACAAAGGUAUCAAAGUCACUCUGAAUCAAGGGAACAUGGCAAAAGGCCCAGUGACAAGUGUCAAAGUGAACUCUCCGAGUAUUGCAGGAACAGGUAGAGUAGGGCCGCGGCAAAGAAGUCGUGUUACUUAUAGCAGUCACUCCGACGUUGAAAUAACUUCCGGUGAAACCGACUCUUUUUCACGGCCGAAGUCUUUCGAGGACAAGACCAAAGGUAUUUAUCACGAUAAUCUCCAAAGAUCCCCUAAUGCGCGGAAAACGCAACCUCUGCAGAGGAAAAAGGAGCUUGGCAAUAAGUCACCUUACUUCCGCAAGAAAGAGAUCGGGAGGGAAGAUACUAACGAAAAUACGCAGAAACAGCACGAAGUGGAAUUAAGGCCAUCGUAUGCACGGGUAGAAUAUAAAGACCCACUAGAGUUAGAGGCCAAAUCUGAGAAGCUCGAAGAGAACGUAGAACCACUGCAAAAUGAUCACGCAGGCGCAAAAGAAAGCGAUGUAAUUGCUUGCAGUGAACCUGACGCGAAGGCAACAGAAUUAAACAGUUGUGACAGUCAGAACGAUGAUUCAAGCACACAAAUGAGUAUCGGUGAAAUUCACGCAGAGAUCGAAAGCGACUCGACUUUGACGAACUUGGCACCUGUAUCCCAAAUUAAAACGGAAAUCGAAGUUUUUGCAGUUGAUACGGCGCAAAAAGAAUCGAAUGAAACAGAGAUUCAAGCAGCUGCUUUGUCCGAAUGUAAAACAAUUGAAACGGAUUCAACAGCAGCAAUGAAAGAUACAGAUUAUAAUGAUAAGAAUGAAACGAAGUUUACGGUAGACACGCCGUGUGAUAUUAACAAUGAUACUGAGGAAACUGUAGAGAAAAAUAAAGAACAGAAUUUGUCAACGGAGCAAACUGAAGAAAUCGAUAACUGUGAUAAUGAGCGAAAUGAGAAUGCAGACCAGCAAGAGAACGACGUUGAUCGUGAUACGAAGGAUUCUCCGGACGAAAAAGAAGCAGAUAAUGCGGUAAGCUCAUCUCCAACUGAUGAGUGUCUCGUAAUGGGGGAAAUUACAGAAAUUUCCGUGAUGGAAGAAAAACCGAAAAACAACGAUGAAGCUUUAAAAAAGGAGGAAAUUACAGCAGCUGAUAAAAUCGCUGUUACGGACAAAAAGAUUAACACCGACGACAAGCAAGAUACAGUAACAUGUAUCAAUGAAACUCAGGAACGCAUAGUCGUUAAUAACGAGGAAAAAAAGAGCGACACCACAAAUGACAUUGUGGUCGACAAAGUGGAGUCUUCAGAAGACGAUCUGCAGGCAGAAAAAGAGAAGGUAAUUUCUAACCAAGUGGUUGAAACUGAGAAAUAAUAAAAGAGAGAGAUAUAAGGUAAAAAACGAAAAAGAAAAUAUAUGUACGUAUAAAAUGUUACGGACGUAACUACAAGUUACCGAUAACGUGAUAAGAGACGAAGCUUUUAUAAUUAUAAUUGUUGAAACGUGAUAUCUCAAAAGUCAAUUUUUAUGGCAAUAUACGAGUUGAAUAUGGAGUUAUUCGAAUAGUAGUUUUCGGGAGAAAACGAGUUUUUACUCUCGAGAUAAGACACCCGGGUAUCGCGUGGACGUCGCCAUCAGUUCCGCCAAGCUUAUAACUCACCGCGCAUUGCGAUUUUAUUUUUAUUUCAGAAUUUUAUACUCUGUUGCACAACUAUUCCGUUUAAUUUUAUUUCCGAUUCUCAUUGAAUUGCUACUGAGAAUCAGAUUAAUAUAACGUUUUAUAUAUCAUAGAUACAUACUUCUACGUUAACAGAGUAAUGUAAUGUUCUUUUAGUCAUUGAAGUGCAAUGACUAUCAUUCUAUAUUUCCGAAUUUUUAUAUGAAACGUAACGUGGUAGAAAACCGAUCUUUGUGCGUGACAAUCAAGAAGUAUUUUUUUUUAUAAUUUGCUUGAGGAAUCAACGGGAUGUUUAAGAUUAACAAAAAUGUUAGACUUGUCAAAUACGACUAAACAUUUAACGAUCUAUGAUGAUUAUUUAUAUACAUACUUAUAUAUGUAUUAUAUAUAUAUAUAUAUAUAUAUAUAUAUAUAUAUAUAUAUAUAUAUAUAUAUAUAAAAUACACAUAUAAGUAUAUAUAUGUGUAUAAUAUAUCCGAGUAAAGGUAACUUCUGCCGAUUGGAAAUGUUGUUCAACUUCAUAGUUUAUACAUAUUUAUUUCUAUUUUAUUGCUUAAUAAUAUUUAUAUUUUUAUUUUUUUCGUUGCUUUUACGAUUCGUUGGAGAUUAUGAUUACAAAAUCUUCAAAAGCCCAUGCGAUUCGAAUUGAACUCUAAAUUGUUCCAUCUUUUUGAGAGAACGAAAUUGUGUAGAAUACGGAUACAUAUUCGAUUAUUAAUUUUUUUAUCAUUCAUAUAUAUCAUAUUAGAGAAAUAAACGAGUAGCCGAAGCUGGUCGUUAAGAACGACAGUAGUGUAUAGACAAGCUCUCUGAGAAGAAAAGUUUCUUCUCUGAGAGUUGAGCCUGUUACUCUUUACUUUUUUUAAUCAUUUAAGAGGAAAGGCGUGACGUUGCCAUAAUCAGUACUGAGAAAUUUCGAGUUUCCAUAAUUUUUGUUAUUUUCAGCCAUCAAGCCUUUUGCAUUUCUAAGGUUAUUUUAAUGUGAGCAAAGUGGCAAUAAAGCAUUGUUAAUGAAUCGAA